AUGCCGUCCCUCCUCCGUGCCCUCCUCCCCCCGGUAACGACCGCCCUCGCCCUCCAAGCCGCAGCCGGUCUCCCCUCCAUCGCCGCCAAAUCCGAUCGCAUCUACGACCUCAGCGGUUCCCUCACGUUCCUCGCCGUCGGUGCUUUAAGCCUGUACAUGCCCCGCCUCGUCGGACCCGUCAUCCCCGGCGUCAUCUCCGUCCUGCGCGGCCAAGGACCGACGGUUCUGAGGCACGCAGACUGGAGACAGCUGGUGCUUACAGGUGCCGUAGCGAUUUGGGCGACGCGAUUGGGAUCAUACCUCUUUGCUCGAGUCCUCCAAAACGGCCACGACUCACGCUUCGACGAAAUCAAGACGUCGGCGCCUAAAUUCGCCGGCGCCUUCUUCGGCCAGGCCCUCUGGGUCUCGCUCUGCCUCUCACCCGUCAUCCUUCUCAACGCGGUGCCCCCAGCCGUCCUCUCUGCCGCGGUGCCUAAGCUCCUACUUACAGACGUCCUCGGGCUGACCAUCUGGGCGUGCGGCUUUGCGUGCGAGGUUAUCGCUGAUAGACAAAAGAGCGCCUGGAUGAAGGAGAAGAAGGAGAAGCUUCAUGAUGAGGAUUUCAUGACUCGAGGGUUGUUCUCUAGAAGCCAAUUCCCCAACUACUUUGGUGAAAUCACCCUCUGGACAGGCAUCGCCACCGUCGCCGCUGGUAUCCUGGCGAGACAGCCUGUUCAGCUGGCUCUCGGCCUCUCUGGCAGUGCGGGCAGCAUACUGACUACGACAGCUCUGUCAUAUGUGAGCCCUGCCUUUGCAGCGCUGCUGUUGACAAAGGUAUCCGGCAUCCCAUUGAGCGAAGAAAAGUACGACAAGCGAUAUGGUCAUCGCAAGGACUAUCAGGAGUGGAAGAAAAACACGCCCAAGCUCAUCCCUCGGUUCUGGUAA
Molecule: messenger RNA, 924 nt
Organism: Fusarium keratoplasticum
Lineage: Eukaryota; Fungi; Ascomycota; Sordariomycetes; Hypocreales; Nectriaceae
Product: S5A-REDUCTASE domain-containing protein
Exons: 3
Coding region: 1-924 (307 amino acids)
Biological process (GO): lipid metabolic process
Cellular component (GO): membrane
Molecular function (GO): oxidoreductase activity, acting on the CH-CH group of donors
Source: RefSeq, a predicted model, not a curated record